CAGUUAUAGUUAAACACCAUGUCCGUCGUAAUCGAAACAACUCUGGGCGAUAUCACCGUCGAUCUUUAUUUGGACCAGCGACCUGUUACGUGCUUAAACUUCCUCAAACUAUGCAAAAUUAAAUACUACAAUUACAACUUAUUUCAUACAAUACGAAGUGACUUUAUAGCACAAACUGGCGACCCAACAGGGGAAGGCACAGGCGGUGAAUCCAUAUGGGGAAUCCUUGAGGGACCUCAGAAAAGAUUCUUCUCGGGGGAAAAAAUGCCGAAAAUUCGGCACACCGGCGCCGGAUUACUAUCUAUGGUAUGUACCGAUGAAAUGAUGGUGGGCUCACAAUUUUUCUUUACUCUUGCUCCUGACUUAGAUUCUUUAGACGGAGUGCAUUGUGUUAUAGGGGAGGUGACCGAAGGACAAGAAGUUUUGACCAAACUUAAUGAAGUUAUAUGUGAUGAAACCAAUCGGCCAUAUAGAGAUGUCAGAAUCACGCAUACUGUGGUUCUUGAGGACCCAUUCAAUGACCCUCCCGGAUUGCGAGCACCUUCGAGAUCGCCAUCUCCCAAUCCAGAGAGACUAAAGGGUGGCAGAAUUGCACCCGAUGAGGAAAUAGAUGAAACUCAAGGUAAGAGUAUGGAAGAGGUACAAGAAAUGAUAGAGGAGAAAGAAGCAAAAGCUCGGGCUACAAUCUUGGAAAUUGUCGGAGACUUGCCCGAUGCAGAUAUAGCUCCUCCAGAAAAUGUGCUAUUUGUCUGUAAACUUAAUCCUGUAACAACUGACGAUGAUCUAGAAAUCAUUUUCAGCCGUUUUGGUAAAAUUGUUAGUUGUGAAGUAAUCAAAGACAAAAAAACUGGAAAUUCCUUGCAAUAUGCAUUCAUAGAGUUUGACAACAAAAAAUCAUGUGAAGAUGCUUAUUUUAAAAUGGAUAAUGUUCUGAUCGAUGACAGAAGAAUUCAUGUUGAUUUCUCACAGUCUGUUUCUAAGAUGAGAUACUUAGGAAAAGGUAGAGGUGUUCAAUACUUAAAUAAUGAAGUAAUUACAAAUCCUGAAAUAAGGAAAAGAGGGGACACAUCGAGACAGAACUAUAAUGAUAGAAAAAAAUAUGACAAAGAGGAAAGGGAUGAUACAUCAAGGAGACGUAACCAAGAUAAAAGAAAUUAUGAAGAUGAAAAGGACAAAAAAAGUAGGCGUGAUGACCGUAGACAAUACGACCGGGAAAGAGAUGAGGAAUAUAGGAAUAGAAAAAAUGAUAGAAGAAAUAAUGAGGGAGAAAAUGAUAGGUCAAGAAAGCAUCAGAAUGAUAGAGAAAGAGAGCAAUUAUCAAGACGGAACAAUGAUAGAGAAAGAGAUGAUUCAUCAAGAAGAAAUGACCAAAGGCUAGAUGGAGAAAGAAAUAGCAGAGGAGAACGUAGUAAUGUGAAAAGUAGUAGAAAUGAAAGAGAUUAUAGAUAUGACAGGGAUAGGAAAAAGAAUGAAUCACGAAGCAGAAGCCGUUCCAGUAAUCAUUCCACAGAAAGAUUGCCUAAAAAUGGUGAUUCCAGAGACAGAAGAAAUGUUGAAAUAGAGAGACAUGAUAGGAAUCAUAAAAAGCCUACCAAAAAGAGGGAAAUUUCUCCUAGAAGAGAUAGACAUGAGAGAUCCCCAAAACAACACGAAAAAUCAGUUUCAGAGGAUAGAAUAAAAGGAAGCAGAAAACGCAGUAUUGAAAAAAAUAAUAAAGCAUCUGAGAAAGAAGAAAGAAACAAAGUUAAACAAAAUGAACAUAAGAGUAAAGAUAGAAAUGAAAAUAACAAAAAAGAAAAACAUAAAGACUCAAGAACACCAUCACCUGUAGAUGACAAGAAAAAGUCUAAUAAAAAACAUAAAAGCAAAUCCAGUAGUAAAAAAAAUAUUUCUAAAAGGAAACAUAAGAAAUCCACAUCAUCUGAUAGUGAUUCUGACUCAAGCUCUUCUAGCAGCGACUCUAGUUCAUCUAGUGAUAGUGACAGGAAGAAGAGUAAAGCUAGGAGGAGAAAAAGGAAGCACUCUUCUUCAAGUAGCAGUGACUCAAGUUCCUCAAACUCUUCUAGUUCGGACUCUUCUAGUGAUAGCUCUAGCUCUAGUUCAGAUAGUGAACCUAGAAAAAAGAGAGUUAAAAAGAAUAAAAACAAAUCCAGUAAAAAUAGUAAAAAAUGACCUGAUGUAUCUAUAAAUAGUUUUUCAAUCAGAGUCAGAGACAAGGAACGUAAUAUUGAAGAAGAAGAAGUCAGAUUUUAUAAUGUAAUUUUACAUCAAUCUAUUAUUGAGAUCUGUAAAAGACAUGCUGAUUUUUAUUGAUUGAAAGUUUAGCUGUUCAGUUUGACUGUAUAAUUAUUGUUAAGUUAGUUAUUAUUUAAUGUAAUUUUGUAAUCCGUCAUUGCAUGCUCAAAUACAAACAUUUUAUAUUGCCAGAUUCUGAUUAUUGAUUAAAUUGCAAGCAAAAAAUAUAAUUAUUUUGUUUUGG
Molecule: messenger RNA, 2479 nt
Organism: Aricia agestis (brown argus)
Lineage: Eukaryota; Metazoa; Arthropoda; Insecta; Lepidoptera; Lycaenidae
Product: peptidyl-prolyl cis-trans isomerase sig-7
Exons: 2
Coding region: 19-2172 (717 amino acids)
Biological process (GO): protein peptidyl-prolyl isomerization
Cellular component (GO): nucleus
Molecular function (GO): RNA binding; peptidyl-prolyl cis-trans isomerase activity
Source: RefSeq, a predicted model, not a curated record